CGGGUAGAAGCAACGUCACCAUAUCGCAUUAUAUUUGCCUGAACACGUCAUCAUCCGCUACUAUAGUGUAAGAGGAAGUCACUAGUUUAACAGUGAUUCUUCAGCAUCCCUUGACCCCACAAGAGAAGUUUCUCCUGUAUUUAAGGAUCACUCUUGCUUCUUAGUUCUUAUACACUCUGUUGUGCAUCGUGUGCUGGUUUACAGUGAAAAAUCUGCAUGGAACUUUUCCGAAGAGUUCCAAAGCAUAUAUCUUCAAAGUUGUCAGUAGGCCGAGAAGAUCGAUCGACGAAUAUAUACUUCAUCGAAGGAAACUUUUUACUUGGUGAAUAACUUUUUAACAAGAUUCAAGUUGGCUUAAUACUAGGCUUACAACUGCAGGAGGGCAACGGGAGCACGGUCAAUGUAGUAUAGCUGCAUCGGAGGCCUAUUGUUAUUUUACCGGGGAUUGUUCACCGAUCUUCGAAGCUGUAAUUACUUAAUGUUGAAGAGAAUGAAUUCCCGAUGGUGAAUCAUCUUAGACACGGCUGUGCCGUUCCAUUCAUUUGAUGUUCAACUGAAUAGUCGUUGCCCGAGGAAAACAUCAACUCCAACAUAAUGUGAUGACAGCGUGAAAGACAUUUGAAAGCCCACUUCAACCUAAUUGGACAUAUGGGCUCUCCGACUUGAAGUGUCGGCUAUACGUAAUGUCAACAUUGUAAUCUGAAAAUACCAAAAGGGAGAGUUUUGUGUCUUGUACUAUGAAGUCAUGACCUGGUAAAGAUGACCGGACUGUAAUCUUGUUUCAAAAACAUUGAGCUAAGACGGGACGCGUCAUUAAUACUACGCCUUAAAUCCAUUUUGGAUCAUAGCCCAGGACACGGAACGUGCGUCAUACCGGUGCAGUAUAAGAAAGACUUGCUGAUGUGAUCACCCAGAGCGCUUUAUAUAAAGACUAAAAAUAACCUAAACAUUCUAAAAAUAAUCGAGUUUUUUUUUUAAACGAACUUAGUCAAUGUAUUUGUUUCCUAAGACGUCUUAGGGCAUUUAUCAUGAUGAAAGACUGAGUUUCAGUUGAGAUUCUGCUGAUUUGAUAUCUAAGAUGAGUACUGGUGAAAAAGUGAGAGGUCUUGUGGCUGAUAUCGGGGUAAAGUUACUCUGUCUCGCGGUGCUAGCUGGGCAAUCAGCUUUCCUGGAUCACGUCCUAAUCCAUUAUGGACAGGGGACGGGAUUCCAGCGAGGUUAUCAAUGGAUCAUCAUCGAUGUCAUCGUUUUCGUCUUCUGGGUGUCAGCCUUCAUCGCUUCUCGCCGCCAGUCCGGCCAGCCGAUCUACCCUCUCCCAAAAACCAGACAGGACCUCUUCUACGAGUUCCCUUUCGCCUACUCCUGCUGGCUUGUCUAUGCUUGCGUUUUUGUUGCUAAGGUCAUCCGCAUCAUACACAACAUCGACGUGACGGGGCUUCACGAGGGCAUCUUCAGCCCCAUCGUCUUCAAGAUUGCCGUCUCCUUAUCGUCCAUUUUGUUUCUCGUACUUGCUUACAGCCACCACGAGGGGGUGGAUAAGCGGGAAUACAAACUCCAGGUACAGAAGCUUGGCAAUAUGGCUAGCCUGGCCAUGCUUGACAGUGCGGACCUCCUUGACAUGAUAGUGACGGGGGAUGCCGAGCACAUCUUACCCUAUCAUGUCCGGUCAGCCAUUGUGGCCUUCGGCUGUAUCUGCUUCAUCAUCCCGACCGCCCCGCUGUUUGCUCUUCGCUUCUUGGCAUCCAAGCAGCCUCGCUACCCGAGCCAACCCAAGCCCAAGAACAAGAAAAAGAAGAAGGGGAACAAGGAUAGAGGAGACCCAGAGGAGCAAGACAGUCACUGGGAGGGCGCAUUUCUCCUCAAAUCAGUCCUCUUCCUACUUCUGGUAGACAUCCCGUUCUUCGCUAUCAGAUUCCAUCUCUGGCUACAAAACGGUAUCACGGCUUCUGUCUUUCUAACCAAAAACCUGCUGAUGGUGGUGCGAGCAGUGUUAGAUCUGAUCAGUGAGAUGCCUCAGUGUACCAAGAAUACUAAGAGAGACCGUCCCCUGCUAGAACUUGGCAUGGUGGUCCGUAUCAACAAAGACUAAAAGAGCAUUAGCAGGCAGCAUCUGCCAAUGUGUCACACCCGAAACCAAAGCAGAAUGCGCGUCUAAAAUACACAGUGCAAACUACAUUCUUAGCUUAGACGUGGGAACAUGACUGUGUUGGAACUACACUGGACGGAAUAUUACCCGACACGAGCAAAGUCUAAGGGUCAUCAAAGAAUCAUGAUCCAUCUAUGUAAAUUAUCAGUAAUAUGACAAAUCAACUUUGACGAACUUGUACAAGGCAAAACAUUUUGCUCAUUAUUUCUAAGAGGACUUAUAUGUUUUUUUUUUUUUUAAAUCGCGGGCUUUUGAUGAAGAAGAGGACGUAUUGAGUUGUAGAGAAAACUAUUGUAGAAACACGUAAUAGCUGGUAAAAGCACACCAGUCAUGAUCAUGCUGUCCGAGUGGUGAAUUAUGUCAAUUUGUUGACCUGCGACGAAGCCAAACAAAUCUAGAAGGAUGCGGUUAAUUUCAAGCAUCAGCCGGCCGGCAAAUGCAAUUGAAGCUGUUAGGUUGAUAUGAUCGUACCUAAUACCCAAGUUAUAGGUUAUAUUUGUUAUAUUUGUAAUAUUUUAAACCAUGUAGGCCUAGAUCUUAAAAAAAUGUAUUGACUUUAGUAUUUACAAGGUAAAUGACAGUUGAGUAUGCUAGUUUUUAUUCAUGAUGUACAUUUAUCAUUCCAUUAAUAUCCGUACAAUAUGAGUUUUCUAGAGCGAUAUGAACUUAAUUUCAGAAAUUAAAAAAAUAUUGACGACCGAAUUGCAUUUUUAUAUGUUUAGAAGUGUUACAGUGUUUAAAUUUAAAAAUCCUUUCUCAGAUAUCGACUCCCCCUGGCCUAGGCCUACAAGCAUGUUAAACAAAACCUGAAACACUCGUCAUCUGAAGUUUGCGUCUGUGAUUGGAAAAGUGGGCUAUGAAACUUGUACCAUGAAGUAGCUUGAAAUAUCCAGCUCACAAUAGGCUCAUGUCAUGGGCCUGGUGAGCUGGAUAUUUCAAGCUAACCGUGGAGUUACUUUAAAAAAUAUUAAUAAUAAUAAUCAGAGGGCCGUGAUAGUCAUAAAUCAUUCGAUCAUUGGCGUGGUCCUGACAGCAGAUUAAAACUUAGAGGUGCUCGUGGUAUGAAAUGGCAUUACACGGAUAUCUGACACAUCCUGAGGCUAAAUUGAGACCAGAAGAAAAAUUAUAGGAGCUAAGGAAGGUUGUUAGCGUUGGGGGUUAAGUGGGUUAUGAAUGAGUCACUAUUCACAAUUACUUCACAAUACUAAACGCAGGUGCUGAAUGCUGAUAGGGGUCAAAUGUGAAGUUUCCUUCUGUAAUUUCCUUGGAAAAUGCAAAGGGCGAAACAGGCCUCUCCUGUCACCUUUAGUAAUUAUAGCAUUCUGACCAAAUGGACAUUUUAUGUGUUUAGCAACCAAAGUAAACUUUCUUCUUUCUUUCUUUCUUUUGAAGAGACUAUAGAGUGUUUAGUGGUUACCAGGAGACUCGCAUCCUUUUCAAAACCUCUUCCUGGCUUCACACCAUUGUUCUCGAUUAUGUCCCUUAUAUUCCGAAGCAACUGUAAGCCAAUCCCACCCCUCAUCCGCCGCAAGCUCUUGGCAAUACCCCGGUAGCGUUGGCGAUACAUGGGUAGAGAUAUCCCGCCUUUCAAUGAAUUAUUUCCGACCGAAACUGUGCGCUUUCAGACCAAUAAUCCCUUGGAUAUCAGUCAGUGGGUUUUGUGGUUUCGUCCCUACUUUGAUAAGAAGAGUGAUAAUUUUGAAACAUUGUGAAAAAGGUA
Molecule: messenger RNA, 3866 nt
Organism: Patiria miniata (bat star)
Lineage: Eukaryota; Metazoa; Echinodermata; Asteroidea; Valvatida; Asterinidae
Exons: 1
Coding region: 1079-2089 (336 amino acids)
Source: RefSeq, a predicted model, not a curated record